AAGCCCACCACCAUGGUCUGUUUUUUCUUUCCACGAAGAAGACUUGCGUAGCUUUUCAAUUCUAUUGAUGAACCUUCUCGUUGUGAAAAUAUAAGCAACAUGCACGGUCAGAGUGCACCAUCAUCUCCUGUCUCGACACAUGUCCAGCUCGAUACUCCCUUCAGAGCUCGUCUUGGAAUACGAGACAUCGCGUUUGAGCUCGUACAUUUGGACGGCGGCGACAGUACUAUGCAUUUACGAGUACACGUUGACUUUCUUGACCAUGGAGGUCCCGUUUGUUUGGUUGAAGCCGUGGAACUUAACAUCACUGGUCUAUCUCAUCGGAAGAUACGCCUUUCUGUUCGAAUUUCUGGGUCAAGGGGCCAUAUACUUGGUGCCCGGUAGAUCACAGUCAUUCUGUCACUCGUUCAUGUAUGCUCCGUACACUGCACAGUUCAUCGAGACAUUAUGCACACACUGCCUUUUCGCGCUUCGUGUAUAUGCGCUUUACCAACAGAAAACCUCUAUCAUAGUUGUGCUCGGAGUGAUCAUCGUAGCCGGGCGAGCCCAGUUCAUAGCCUCAUUGUCCAUGCUGACUGGGGUGGCAUCUACGAGCGUUAUCGAGUCUGGGAUACCAAGCUCAGGGUCGAUCUGUGGUGAAAACAUCCCUUCAAACACUUUGUUGCUGAUCUUCACACGGUUACAGACGACCAUCGUGCUCUCUCUACUCAUCUUCGACGCCGUCAUUUUUGGUUUGACGGUCCGAAAGACGUAUCGGCAUGUUAGAGACAUGCGAAGACUGAGGCAGUUAAGCAUUGUUCAGGUCGUGCUGCGUGACGGCGCACUGUACUUCUUGUUUUCAUUGUUGCUGGGCAUCACCGUGACUACAACGCAGGUUUAUUCCAUGUCAAGCACCAACCCAGCCAGGGGGCUGGGAACUAGAUUCUUCCUACUACUCACGCCGCUCUACAACGUCCUGCCCAAUAUACUCGUCAGCCGGCUAUACCUGAACCUCAAGUCGUUCAACAACGCCCCACACCCCGCCGAAGCCGAUCACGAGAAUAAACGCCCGCUUUCUGGCAUCAGGUUCGCUGGCAGUCGGGUGUUGGGAAACAUAGGUGGUCCUCUUCGCACCGCUGUCGAUGACGAAGAUAUCGACCUUGGGAUAAUCGAUGACAUGGACGAUCCUGCUUCGCUAACUAGGAAUACGGUCGACGUCGAAAUGAGAGCUGGCGAGGUCAGAGUAGAGGGUGGCGAUGCUAUCCAUUCGUUUACCUCGGAGGAAGGGAGGCCUAACGACAUAGAUCUGAGAGCGGUGGCGUAA
Stereum hirsutum FP-91666 SS1 is the source of this 1303-nucleotide messenger RNA. RefSeq lists its product as uncharacterized. The record is from RefSeq and is a predicted model, not a curated record. The transcript has 11 exons. Lineage: Eukaryota; Fungi; Basidiomycota; Agaricomycetes; Russulales; Stereaceae. The coding region runs from base 140 to 1303 and encodes 387 amino acids.